UAUAAAAAUAUAUCUUAUACUAGUAACUGUUAAACUGGAAUUAUUGUCAGACAUUCAAAAUAUGAAUGAAUUGGUUGUAUGGCUACUUGUUUUCCCUUCAACAGUAACGGCUGUAAGGGAAAUACCCUAUAUAACAGCUCAUCGUGGUGAAAACGGACAGGAAAUUUAUAAAAUGAAGCUAUCAUUUCCAACUAUCAAAAUACAUAAACCCGACCAAUAUAUUUGCUACACAAGAUAUUUGGCAGAACUGGAUGAAGUAUAUGUCUUAAGCACCUUAAUUGAAAUUAAUCACGAAUUUGUUCAUCAUGCUGAUUUAAGUUUUUGUGAAGAACCUGAAGAAUUUGCAAGUCAUCAACCAUGGGAAUGUUCAAGGAGUAGGAAAUACUGUAAAGGAGGUGCAGUGGGCGUUUAUUUUUUUGAUGCAUACUACAGAUCAGAAGUUGGUAAAAUGGCGUAUCCUAAAGACGUAUCACUGAAAGUCGGAUUUUCCACAAUAAUGAGGCAUAUUAAUCUUGAAAUGCACACUAAAGCAGCAGUUACUGAUGUGCAAUAUCCACUAAUCAAUGUAACGUUAACAUUCAUCAAAACUCCAACAAAAUACAACUUCCAAAGUCAUUUACUGUUGACCGACGGAUUUAUUCCCGCCAACAAAGAAAAGGGAUAUUUUGCUGAGGUAGCGUGUCGUUGGGAUAAGCCUGACGUUGUUGCAUAUGCUGUUCAAGUUCAUACACAUCAUGUUGGAUAUAUGGCUGAUGCGUAUAGAGUUCGAAACGGUACAUGGACUUUACUGGCUAGUCAGUUAACACAAGGCAAAACUAAGGUAUUGGUACCAGUACCUGGAGGAUUUAUUGAUGUACGACAGGGAGAUGUUCUGGCUGCAAAGUGUUUAUAUAUCCCAAAAGAUAAUAAGCAAGUUCGUUUCGGGGAAUCUGAUGGUCAAGAGAUGUGUAAUGUUGAUAUUCAAUUGGGUUACGAAUUGAAACAUGAAGACAGUUUUAAACGAUCAAGUGCCUGUAUGACUCAGCAUCCCAAAUUUUCAUUUUGCGACCACGAGGCGACCUCAGGAAUUUGUGGAGACAAUCGCCAAGUAAACAUGUAGACAUGCGAUAACAACUUCUUUUUGUUUAUUACUAUUUUUGUAGAUGUUUGAAUAUAUUUAUCUGACAAGUGUAUGAUUAUUUCUUUCUUAAUAUUAAUAAAUUAUCUAUUAUGAA
Molecule: messenger RNA, 1214 nt
Organism: Mytilus trossulus (common blue mussel)
Lineage: Eukaryota; Metazoa; Mollusca; Bivalvia; Mytilida; Mytilidae
Product: peptidyl-glycine alpha-amidating monooxygenase-like
Exons: 14
Coding region: 62-1099 (345 amino acids)
Molecular function (GO): oxidoreductase activity, acting on paired donors, with incorporation or reduction of molecular oxygen, reduced ascorbate as one donor, and incorporation of one atom of oxygen; copper ion binding
Source: RefSeq, a predicted model, not a curated record